Molecule: messenger RNA, 825 nt
Organism: Mesorhabditis spiculigera
Lineage: Eukaryota; Metazoa; Nematoda; Chromadorea; Rhabditida; Rhabditidae
Source: the annotation of a GenBank genome assembly
AUGGCCCGUAACGCGGAGAAGGCGAUGACGGCGCUCGCCCGAUGGCGCAGAAUGAAGGAGGAGGAGGAGCGAGGCCCCAUCGCGAAGCGCCCAAAUGACACGCGCGAGUGCAAGCGGCUGGAGGACGCGAUUCGUUUCCGGAUGGAGAUUGCAAAAGACGUCGCGAAGAAGAUCCAGACGAUCCAGAACCCCGGGUUGGGUGAGUUCAAGAUCCGCGACCUCAACGACGAGAUCAACAAGCUCGUGCGGGUGAAGAACCAAUGGGAGCAGCGGAUCAAGGAAUUAGGAGGCUCCGAUUUUCGAAAAAUGGGUCGAGAGCUGGACAAGGAGGGCCGGGCGGUCGGCGGCGAUCGAAGUUACAAGUACUACGGCGCCGCCCGCGAUCUGCCCGGCGUCCGCGAGCUGUUCGAGAAGGACACCGAGAUUGAGAAAAUCCGAAAAACGCGCGCGGAUCUGAUGCGCUACGUCGACGCGGGCUAUUACGGGUAUUUGGAUGAUGAUGACGGGAUCCUGGAGCCGCUAGAAGCCGAGGAAGAAGCCCGAGCCAUCGCCAAGGCCAAGGAGGAAUGGGACGCGUCAAAGGUGAAAUGGGACAAGGACGCGCGGGACAGCGACUCGGCCGACGAGGUCGAGGACGACAUUUAUAAAGUGGAGGAUGACGCCGACGGCGAGUGGCAGGUCAAGAUCACCGAGGUGGUGGGCGAGGACGGGAAGAAGGUCGAGAUUCGCCACGUCAUGGUCCCCACCCUCAAGGAUAUCGAAGAAUCGCUGCUCGAGUCAAAGAAGCAACAACUCCUCGAGAAGUACCUCGGCGAGGCCCGGAUC